Messenger RNA from Coccinella septempunctata (seven-spotted ladybird), 2550 nucleotides. Its product is annotated as solute carrier family 12 member 8. The record is from RefSeq and is a predicted model, not a curated record. NCBI's taxonomy places the organism in Eukaryota, Metazoa, Arthropoda, Insecta, Coleoptera, Coccinellidae. Gene Ontology annotation, molecular function: potassium:chloride symporter activity. The transcript has 10 exons. Gene Ontology annotation, cellular component: membrane. Gene Ontology annotation, biological process: cell volume homeostasis; potassium ion homeostasis; chloride ion homeostasis. The coding region runs from base 435 to 2387 and encodes 650 amino acids.
UGACAGAAAAACAAAUAUCAGUUUCUAAAAAUAUUAAUAAUAUUUGGUGAAAGAAAAUCUAUAUGAAUUAAAUUAUCUAUUCUCAUGUAUGCUAUUUGAAAUCAUUUCCUUUCGCAAACUGCAUAUAUGUAGUUUCAUAAAAUGUUUUGAAUUAGAACGCACUGACGGAAGGAUUAGAUCAGAUUUGAUGAAUCAGAAUUUAAUGACAUCAGCUGGUGAUCAAAACUCCCACGAACGUCGAAAACAUAUGUUCACUGACAAACAACGUGUUUACUUUUCUAUGUAUAUAAAGUACGAAAUGUAAAAAUAUAUCUUUUUGAUACGCUUGAUAUUUGAAUAGAUAAAAAUGAUGAGAAUAAGCUACUUAAUGAAAAAGUAUUACUGAAGUUAUUGCCUUUACUAGUUCCCAUUUCAGGUUUUAGACUUCACAUCUGAUGGAGACUAAUAAUAAAAAUAAGAGUAAAGAUAUAGAUUGGUCUAGAUAUGGACUUGGCUCAGAAACUGCACAAAGAGUCCGUGCUAAUACUAGCGGAUUUGUUGACUUAUCUAACAAUUAUGAAUAUAGUGUAGGGGGCCAUCAGGCCUUUGGAGCUAAUGAAUUAUUUGCCGAAGAACAGGGUGAUGUACCAUGGUGGAAAUCAAACUUUUUUAUAUCACAACCCGUUUUAUUUGGAACAUGGGAUGGUGUAUUCACCUCAUGUUUGAUAAAUAUCUUUGGGGUCAUUGUCUUUUUGAGAUCCGGAUGGAUUGUGGCUGAAGCAGGGGUUUUGAGUGCCGUGUUGAUGGUUUUAUCAACAGUAUUCAUUGCUCUUAUAACUGUUCUAUCUUCCGUCGGAAUAUGUGAGAGAUGUAGAAUUGAGAGUGGUGGUGUAUAUUUUGUGAUUGCCCAUGUACUGGGAUCCAAAUUUGGCGGUUCUCUGGGAUUACUUUACUGUUUUGGUCAAGCUGUUGGUUGUGCUCUCAAUGUACUUGGUUUUGGUGAAUCUAUGGCUGAACUGCUUGGUCUUGGAAAUUCAAUAUGGGCAGUUAGAUUUAUAGCAGGAGCAGCUGUUCUUCUGUUAGGAGUGAUUAAUGUUGCGGGUGUCAAGUGGGUGAUAAAAUUGCAAUUUAUCCUAUUACUUGUUUUGCUAUUGGCAGGUCUCGACUUCAUGGUUGGCAGCUUCGUACAUACAGACAUAGAGCAUGGAUUUGAAGGAUGGCUCUCGAACAAUUUAGAACUAAAUAUGUUCCCCAACUUCAGUUCAGGCAAUAAUUGGUUUAUAGUAUUUGGUGUAUUCUUUCCAACAGUGACAGGAAUACUUUCUGGUAUAAACAUGAGUGGGGAUCUAAAAGCCCCAUCUACAAAUAUUCCAAAUGGAUCUCUAGCAGCAAUAAGUACAGGCACAUUCCUCUACCUUGUUUUUGUGAUAUUUUUAGGAGCAACUUGCAAAAGGAGUUUUCUGCAGAAUGAUUAUUUGAUCGCAGCAAAAGUAUCUGCCUUCAGUGUCUUAUUAUUAGCGGGACUAUAUGUUUCCUCAAUGUCCAGUUGUCUUGGAGCUAUGUAUGGAACGCCCAGAGUCCUACAGUCGAUCGCUUUAGAAAAUGUGAUACCAAGUAUCAGCAUUCUUGGUAGCGGGAGAGGUCCAAACAAAGUACCAUUGUAUGCAAUGAGUGUUGUUGCUUCUGUAACAGUGGCUUUUAUUUUGAUUGGAGAAAUAAACGUGUUAGCACCUAUAGUAACAAUGCCAUUUCUGUUAACGUACGCCAGUGUAGAUUACGCUUAUUUUGCUCUUGCCCAGACGUUUGACAUACAACACCAAAGAGAACAAAGAUUCCAUAAACCAAGAAUUCAAAGUUCCAACAUAGUUUCCGAAGAAAACGAUUUAGAUAUAUUGUUUCCAGAGAGGACCAGACAUAAAACUUUGAGGGGCGAAUCGAGUUCUGGAAGCCCCAGCAGUCCAGAAGAGAAUGACGAUUCAACAUUGAUAUUAGCAAAGACACAUAUCCAUUCCAAACCGAAAAACUGGUAUUCAAAUUUGUGCAAUAGAUGGUUAUCCUUGUUUGGCGCCGCCUCGAAAAUUGUAAUAAUGUUCCUGGUGAAUUGGGUUUAUGCCAUUAUCUGCAUAACGGUGGUGUUUUUCGUGUGGUUGUACAUAGGUACAGCAAACCCUGCUGUAAAGCCAGGUUUAGCUGCCGAAUUCAAGUUUUUCAAAUGGUUGAGAGUUGUUCUACUGCGUUGUAUGGGAAGACGUGUAUACGACUAUGAACAAAUUGUUGUUACUCCUGUUCACCCAGGGCUGAACGUUACAUCUUCUCAGCUUAACGAAGAUAAUGAAGAUUUUGCCAACAGGAGAAGAUACCAUCAAUCAGCGACAGUGCAUGGACAUAUGGUCAACAUUGACGAUUGAUCUAAUCAGCUUAUAUUUUAUUUAUUGAAUUGUAUAUAUUUUUAAUACUGUUUUUGUAUAAUCUGAGAAACCAAAAGUGAAAUUAUUUUCUGAAAUAUUUUUGCAAUAUACACAUGGUGUUGUAUAUUAUGUAUUAUUAACAUAAAAAUUGCUUACAUAACUA